Messenger RNA from Heteronotia binoei (common prickly gecko), 1556 nucleotides. It is a transcript of the gene C5H19orf67, whose product is annotated as chromosome 5 C19orf67 homolog. Lineage: Eukaryota; Metazoa; Chordata; Lepidosauria; Squamata; Gekkonidae. The record is from RefSeq and is a predicted model, not a curated record. The transcript has 6 exons. Bases 91 to 918 code for a protein of 275 amino acids.
UGCAGCCCAGGCCUUUGUCUCAUUUCCCCUCCAAUUACUGAACCCCACUGGCUGAGCUCUGCACCACCGCAGCCUGCAUCACCUUCAGAAAUGAAUACCACUUUAGAAGAGCUCCUUGCUCCCAUUACUGAAAAGCUCAAGUACUUGCUGAAGAAAGCUGAAGACUUCCAGACAUACCUGCUAUACAGCAGAGACAGAAUGCAGAAGGAGCAAUUUGCCAAAGCAAUGCCCACAUUCCUGCAGAUGUGCCAGCCCUAUUUCCACUACCUGGAAUCCACUGCACGAAGCUGCACACCUUAUUUAAGGCUUCCCCAGGAGCCAGUGCGAAGGCGGCUCCUGGAGAUCUCCCAGCAACUGGCCUGCCAGCUUGAGCAACUGGUGUUGAUGUACGCUUCUUUCAGCUUUGUCUCCCUUGAAGAUACAGACCCUUUCAGUGUCUUGUGUUUCUUCUGUGGAAAAUUUUGGCUGAAUGAAUCACACCAAAUUUCCACCUUCCGGUACUGCAUCUCAGCGCCUUAUACAACUGCCCAUGUUCCCUGCAACCUAUAUAAGAAAAUGCGCUGGAACCUUGACAUUUUGGAAGGGCCUGCUGGCCGAAAUCAAACACACCACACAGAAUACUACUUCUUAUGCUUCCGAGAUACAGGAGAUGAAACAACAGUGAAGAUGCAGAAGCUGUGGUCUAUUGGACGCUGGGUGCCUGUGGACCCUGACAAUGAGCACAGCUCUGAUGUGCUAUCCUGGGUACUGUGUCGUCAACCCAAGGGGGACUACCUGCAACUCCUGACCGUUGGCUUUGAAGAACCCUCUCACACUUCAGCAACAGACCUCUUGGUGCAGUUACUGCAUGUGCAAAACUCUGGCCUGCUUAAUCAUGAGUCCUCUUGCCCUGUGAGCUCAGGGGAGCAGGUGCAGUAGAAAGUUCUUACCAGCUGUGUAUCUUCACAGUAUUCCACAGGACUCAGCCUCCUAGUCCUGGUGUUGCCACUACUGCUUCAGCAAGCACACUACGCCAUUAGCCGGCAUAUUCACAUUAUGCAUCAUUUCCCCUUAUUUUGUGCAACUUAUUUUUUCCUAGAUUCUAUUUUAACCCCCUCGUGCCUGCGCUGCUUACUCUGGAAAUUAGAGUGAUGUUUUUAAAUGAGGAUGUGGGUUGAGAGUCGCUCUUCCUGCUGCUCUCUUCUACCUGGUUCCUGACCACUUAACAUACAACCACCAUCUGCUUUGAGGUAAUCAGCUUCAACAAACACUCUGGCUCUUGUGAGCUCCAUUACAUGGUGCAGUGGGAUGGCCCUGGAAGAGAGAAGAGUCAAGGGUUCUUUCCUUCAAUGAACAAGUUUGUCCAGAGAUGAUUUUGCUACUACAAAACAUUACAGAUGUUUGUAAUAUCUCAACAGGUCAGCAAAAGUGUCUCCUGUAAGCAGCUUUGCUUCCUUGUGCUCCCCAUUUUAAUCUGAGCUCUAGUUACCUUGCUGUGGUUCAAGGCAACAACAUCUGGAGAUUUUGAUUUUUUUAAAAAAAAAUAAAUGUUACUAAUAAAAUAAGCUCUGGCUCUG